Messenger RNA from Pterocles gutturalis (yellow-throated sandgrouse), 1422 nucleotides. It is a transcript of the gene RABL3, whose product is annotated as RAB, member of RAS oncogene family-like 3. The transcript is spliced from 7 exons. Gene Ontology annotation, biological process: intracellular protein transport. The record is from RefSeq and is a predicted model, not a curated record. The annotation marks the transcript as partial. Gene Ontology annotation, molecular function: GTPase activity. Lineage: Eukaryota; Metazoa; Chordata; Aves; Pterocliformes; Pteroclidae. Gene Ontology annotation, cellular component: endomembrane system.
UGUGCGCUUGCAGGUGUCGGGAAAUCUUCGCUUGUUCACCUCUUAUGCCAAAACCAGGUGCUGGGAAACCCGUCCUGGACAGUGGGCUGCUCGGUGGAUGUUCGAAUCCAUGACUACAAAGAAGGGACUCCAGAAGAGAAGGUGUACUACAUUGAGCUAUGGGAUGUUGGAGGUUCAGUGGGUAGUGCCACUAGUGUGAAAAGCACACGAGCAGUAUUUUACAACUUGCUGAAUGGGAUAAUUUUAGUGCAUGACUUAACCAAUAAGAAAUCGUCCCAGAAUUUGUAUCGCUGGUCUUUGGAAGCACUCAACAGAGAUGUCGCUCCAACAGGAGUUCUUGUGACAAAUGGUGACUAUGACCGUGAACAGUUUGCUGAUAAUCAGAUUCCACUGCUGGUAAUAGGAACUAAGCUGGAUCAGAUCCCAGAAACUAAGCGGAAUGAAGUUUUGACCAGAACAGCUUUCUUGGCUGAGGAUUUCAAUGCUGAAGAGAUAAAUUUGGAUUGCACCAAUCCUCGUUACCUGGCUGCAGGUUCGUCCAAUGCUGUCAAGCUAAGCAGGUUUUUUGAUAAGGUCAUAGAGAAGAGAUACUUCUUAAGAGACGGCAAUCAGAUUCCUGGCUUCUCUGAAAGGAAAAGGUUUGGAGGAGGAACACUGAAGACCCUUCAUUAUGACUGAAUAGUGAAGAAGUGGAAGAUGAUUUCUCUGAGUUCCUAAUGACAUUCCCAUUCCAACUGGAUGCUUAAAGACAUUAAGGCUUAUGUCAAGCAGAGUAAAAUGAUACUGUGCUUUGGCUGGGUAGACUGCUGAGGCUACUUUUGCUGGAAAAGACUUGGGGAAGAAUUUACAAAGAUCUAAUCUGAAGCCCAGAGGAUUUCUUAGGAUUGCAGGCUGUCUGGAUAUCUGGGAACAUUUGGGGAAAGUGCAAUAAAUUGAAUGCCUCUCACACUGCUAUAGGAUACUCCAUCAUACACAGCACGUAUAUGUUACAUCUUUGUCUCCAUUUUGGAAAACUUAUGGAUGGUCUUUGCAAUGAAUUAUAUUCAUCUUAGCUCUAAAGGAAAGAUGACACUGAGUGGGCUUCUCAUUUACAGUAGAGUGAACAAAACAAGUGAGCAAAAUGUAAGGAUGGGUAAGGAAUGGUCUGGAAAAUAAUAGAAUGCCUUUAUUAAAUUAGUGAUGUUGUCUCACCUGGAACACACUGUUGAGCUCUAUUCAGAAGGGAUAAAAGAAAUAGGCAAGAGAUGAAAAGAUCUGAAGCCUUAGAAAUAAAAUCAUUAGUAGAAAAGAAGUGUAUUAAUUCUGCUGCUUAAAUUAAAAUUGUUUACUUUGGAGAGGGCAAAGUAAAUCAGGUUCUCCUGUUUAUCCUUUCAUAAUUGAGUGUGGUCUUGUUCUUAAUAUUAAAUUAAAAAGCAAUGCAUU